UAGCAAGUGCUGUCCAUUUUCAAAUGCUUACGUCCGUUCUUAUUGCUCAAUUCCAUGAUCACGUGGAGGCGUUUCCCCACUCUCACGUAAGAUGGUUGUUCUAGGCAGGCAGCCUCACUUCAUACGUACUAGAAAGAAGUUUAUUUUAUCCUACGAUAACGAUUAUAGUUUCCGCUUGACCUUCUUUCCUCUUGGCUACUCAUUGACCGGUGACCAAUAUGUCUUCCUCGUUGGAUCAAGAGCUCGUCUCUAACUCAUCGAAUGACUUCAAGUACAUGACAAGUCUUGGUCUGGAGAGCAAUAUCAGUACAGCUGCUACAGACAAAGUAUUUUAUUAUCACCGUGCUCUUGGAAAAGUGGAUGUCUCAAAGCCAAUUCUUGUUAUGAUUCAUGGUUACCCACAAUCGUAUGUUUGUACCAUUUCUCAAUUGAAGCGCAAUGCAUGAGAUUAAUGACUUUCCAGAAACUUCAUGUAAGUAUCAAAAUAACUUUUACCUUCAACCCUGUAACUAUUCAUUGCUUUUCACGAGUACCGUCGCGUUGUUACGGACUAAUUUCAAUGCUCCCGGAAUUGUCUGAUCUGAAAUGUAGGUGGAGGCACAUUAUACCUCUCCUGCCGCCCGAUAUACCGCUCUUCAUUCCAGACAUUCCCGGCUACGGGCGUUCAGCCCCCCAAACCACUCCCCACUCGAAACAAAACACCGGCCUCUCCAUCCUCAACACCCUCUCCACUCUCCUCCCCCAACCCUUCCCCUUCACCUCACUCCAUCGCAUCAUCCUCGCCGGCCACGACCGCGGCGCCCACAUCAGUCAGCGUCUCACCGUCUCCAAUCCGCACCCCUCAUUCCAAAUCCUUGGCACCAUCCUCCUCGACAUAACCCCCUCACUAACCCGCUGGUCCAGCUUCAGCACAUCUUCAACAGCAGUAGGAGGUUUCCACUGGCCCUUCCUCGCCAACGCCGCACUCGCAACAAGCAUGAUCACCUCUUUCGGGGGCGAGAAAUGGGCUCGCUUCUGUCUCGAGCGCUGGAGUGGGAACUCUCCCUCUGCAUUGGCGAAGUUCAAGGAGAAUGAGGCGUGGGAAGUCUAUAUGAAUGAUUUUCGGAGAGAAAGUGUGGUGAGAGCUAGUUGUGAUGAUUAUCGUGCUGGUGCGGAGGAGGAUGUUGUGGCGCAGGAGGAGGAUCAGAAGGCGGGGAGGAAGAUGGAUUGUCCUGUUCUGAAAGUCUAUUCGGAGUUGUUCCUGGGGAGUAACUAUGAUAUGAGGGCUGUGUGGGAGGAGUUUAUGGUUCGACCUGGAGAUUUAGAACUUGUGAGUGUGGGGUGGUGUAGGGCAUUUUGUGGCAGAGGAGGCGCCAGUUGAGACGGCGGAGGCGAUGGUGAAGUUUUAUGAGGCAAUUUCGGGGC
Cadophora gregata is the source of this 1404-nucleotide messenger RNA. RefSeq lists its product as uncharacterized. The transcript is spliced from 3 exons. Bases 443 to 1360 code for a protein of 305 amino acids. NCBI's taxonomy places the organism in Eukaryota, Fungi, Ascomycota, Leotiomycetes, Helotiales, Ploettnerulaceae. The record is from RefSeq and is a predicted model, not a curated record.